Heterobasidion irregulare TC 32-1 is the source of this 1362-nucleotide messenger RNA. RefSeq lists its product as uncharacterized. The transcript is spliced from 19 exons. NCBI's taxonomy places the organism in Eukaryota, Fungi, Basidiomycota, Agaricomycetes, Russulales, Bondarzewiaceae. The coding region runs from base 1 to 1362 and encodes 453 amino acids. The record is from RefSeq and is a predicted model, not a curated record.
AUGCGUCUUCAGGGCAACUUGGCGGCCGCGUGGGAGGCAGGACUUGUGUUCGACCUGCUCAUCUUCGCGCUGAUUGUCCUCAAAUCAUAUCAGACCAGAGUAGUGCGCGAAUGGUCAAAUGCAGUCAGGCUUGCGAAUGUAGGACUGAUGCAGAUAUUGUUGCAAGACGGCGCUCUGUACUUUGGGGUCAUCUCGCUGGCCAACCUAGCAAACGUGCUCACGUUUUAUGUACGUGUCAAUCUCAAAGACGUUCUCCCUAGACGCACAGAUAACGAAGUUCACAGCUCGCUCCGCAUGUCGACGACAAUGAUGUCACGGCUGAUGCUGCACAUCCACGAAGUGAUCGCUCCCCCGCCGUUGAGCGAUACAACCAUAAGCGACUUCGAAGCUCUGGAAUCAGAUGCUGCUCAGGUGGCGGAGCAUAGUGCGAACGCUAGACAAAGCAUCCCACAAGUCGGCAGCCGCGAUGUCAAAAUGGACAUGGAAUAUUCCACCGCUCUCCACGAUUAUCUCGAGCUCUUCUCUAUCACCAUCCUUUACUACGACCAUCUCAUCACCUUCUCCGAAGAGCUGCGGUAUAUAUGGAAACGGUCUUUCUCUAUGGCGUCGGCGUGGUUUCUCCUUUGGAAACGAGGUGAGGACACCUUUGCGACGGGACCUCAAUCGGUGCUCAUGCAUACCGUGCGCGUCAAUGCGCUAUUACCGAUCAGAGUAAACGCGUUCGCCCGUCAAGUGCUUCUCGUCGCGAGCCAGCUCGUCAUCUGCACGAUAUCGACCAUACGCACAUACGCACUUUACAAUCGUUCGAAAAGGAUCCUUGCCCUGAUCCUUACCAUCGGGCUUGCGGGAGCAUCCGUCGUCUUCUGGUCACUGGUGGGCGAACAUGGCAGAGGCAUAAUACAUGACGGAGAGAAGUGUGAGAUGGCCAUGACGCAUACCACGGCAGUUCACUUGGCGGCCGCGUGGGAGGCGGGAUUCGCGUUCGACCUGCUCAUCUUCGUGCUGAUCGUCAUCAAGUCGUACCAGGACCGAGUCGUGCGCGGAUGGUCGCGCGCGGUGCCGCUCGCGAACGUAGGGCUGAUGCAGAUGCUAUUUCUGGACGGCGCUCUGUUCUUCGGGAUCAUCUCGCUGGCCAACCUGGCGAACGUGCUCACAUUUUAUCUCGCUUCGCCCAUGCUGAGAGGGGCACUGUCUACGUUUUCGAACUGCAUCUCGACGACGAUGAUGUCGCGGUUGAUGCUGCACGUCCACAAAGCGACUGCUGCACCGUUGUUGGGCGAUGCGAUGACGCACAACGGCCACGACUACGACCUAGCCUUCCCAGAAUUCAACGCUGCCGAGUGCGCGGCGCGUGCUGUGUAA